Oryza brachyantha (malo sina) is the source of this 878-nucleotide messenger RNA. RefSeq names its product expansin-A13. Gene Ontology annotation, cellular component: extracellular region. The transcript has 2 exons. NCBI's taxonomy places the organism in Eukaryota, Viridiplantae, Streptophyta, Magnoliopsida, Poales, Poaceae. Gene Ontology annotation, biological process: plant-type cell wall organization. The record is from RefSeq and is a predicted model, not a curated record. Bases 1 to 804 code for a protein of 267 amino acids.
AUGGUGAAGCUGGCUGAUCACAUGCGCGCGGCGGCGAGCGCCGCCGCCGUCUUCUCAGCGCUCGUGGUGGCGGCGGUGAUGGUCGGCGGCGCGGGCGCGCUGGAGCCCGGCGGGUGGCUGAGGGCGCACGCGACGUUCUACGGCGGCGCGGACGCGUCGGGGACGAUGGGCGGCGCGUGCGGGUACGGCAACCUGUACGCGCAGGGGUACGGCACGCGGACGGCGGCGCUCAGCACGGCGCUCUUCAACGGCGGGCUCGCCUGCGGCGAGUGCUACAAGCUCGUCUGCGACCGCAAGACGGACCGGACGUGGUGCAAGCCCGGCGUGUCCGUUACCAUCACCGCCACCAACUUCUGCCCGCCCAACUGGAACCUCCCCAGCGACAACGGCGGCUGGUGCAACCCGCCGCGCCCCCACUUCGACAUGGCCCAGCCGGCGUGGGAGAAGAUCGGCAUCUUCCGCGGCGGCAUCAUCCCCGUCAUCUACCAAAGGGUUCCGUGCAUGAAGAAAGGAGGGGUGCGGUUCACCAUCAACGGGCACGACUACUUCCAGCUGGUGCUCCUGACCAACGUCGGGGCGGCCGGCUCGAUCAGGGCCAUGGACGUGAGGAGCUCGAGCUCGGCGGACUGGAUGGCCAUGGCGCACAACUGGGGCGCCCAGUGGCACUCGCUGGCCUACCUCACCGGCCAGGGCCUCUCCUUCCGGGUCACCAUCACCGACGGCCAGACGCUCGUCUUCCCCGGCGUCGUCCGGCCGGGUUGGAGGUUCGGCCAGACGUUCGCCAGUAACCUCCAGUUCAAGUGACCGAUCAACCGAAUUGAAGCUCAGUUAAGCACAGCUGCUUCAUGCAUGCAUGUGUGAAGAUUCAUUUAGGCGUC